This is a messenger RNA of Cercocebus atys (sooty mangabey), 780 nucleotides long. Its product is annotated as neuroblastoma breakpoint family member 6-like. The transcript is spliced from 5 exons. The coding region runs from base 1 to 693 and encodes 230 amino acids. Lineage: Eukaryota; Metazoa; Chordata; Mammalia; Primates; Cercopithecidae. The record is from RefSeq and is a predicted model, not a curated record.
AUGAUGUCCCUCCAUAGCCAGCUGGGCACUGUGGUUUUGCUUCCCUCUGGUGUUUAUCUUCAGUCUUCUUCACUCACCAGGCCCAGCAGGCAGCUGCUGGAGGUAAAAGAGCUCAGUGUCACAGAGGACUCACUGGAUGAAAGUUACUUGACUCCUUCGAUUGAAUAUGAUCUAUGUGACUACCACCGGACUUACAAUAGCACCUUGUGCUCAUUGGAGGAACAGUUCACCUACUGUGCUCUGGAUUCAGCCUUUCCCACCCAGGAGGCCUGUCCCCAAGGGCCUUGGAGUGGAGACUUGAGCCACCACCUGUCAGAGGUGCAAUCUUCACAUGCACAGCUGAAGCCAAGCACCCUGGUGCUCAGUUGUGUGCAAUUGCAGCUGGAUCAAUGGUUUGAUUAUGGCUAUAGCAUGGCCAGGCAGGGCCUUUCUUCCACCACCUGGACCUUCACAGCCAAAACUGAUUCUGGGAACCAAUGGCCCUUCCAAGAGCUGAGUUUGGAGCCUUCCCUUGGAAUAAAGAACCCUCCCCAACUGGAGGGUGAUGAUCUCGAAGGUCCAGCUGACAACACGCAUGGGUGUCAAGUCAUUGGCCACGUCCAUGCCUCAAGUGUCCUGAAACAGAUUAUCAAAAGAAAACUGCUGUUGAGCAAGUUCAGACUGGCAUGCAGAUUCCCUCGCCUUGAAACUUAAGAUACCAACUACUGUUGGAAUUAGGGAAAGAAUAAAAAUAAGCCACGAAAAGUAGCUUUUCCACCUGAUGAAAAUACCUAAAACAGC